GAAGGAUUCCAUGGAAUUGCCGGAAUGCCGAAUGUUGUGGGGGCGAUCGACGGAACUCUGGUUCCUGUUCAAGCACCGAUCUUAGACGAACAUGUCUACGUUUGCAAAAAAGGAUAUCAUGCCAUAAAUGUACAAGCUAUUUGUACUCACUCCAUGAAAUUCAUUAAUGUCAUCUGCAAGUGGCCCGGAUCUGUCCAUGACAGUUUUAUUCUGACUAAUAGUGAAGUGGGUGAUAUCAUGGAACAGCAGAUGAAUGGGUGGCUGUUGGGCGACUCAGGGUACCCUUUGAGGCCAUGGCUUUUAACACCAGUUGGCAUUCCUACAACAAGAAAUGAAGAGAAGUACAACAGAUCUCACAUGAAGACAAGAAAUGUGGUUGAGAGAGCCUUUGGAAUGUUAAAGUCAAGAUUCAGAUGUCUACACAAGUCAACUGGAUGUAUUUUGUUCUCCCCAGCCAAAACAUGCCAGGUUAUUUAUGUUUGUUUUCUGUUGCACAAUAUGUGCAUUGAUCAUGCCGUCGACCCCCCAGAGAACUUCGAGGAACAAGAACCAGAUCAUGUACCGUACAAUGGUCAUCUGGAAGAUGGGCGUAAUGUCCGAUCAAACCUCAUCCAACAACGAUUUUAACUGUCAAUUAUCAUAUGAGCAUAUUCAACAAAAUAUUCAGAUCAACCUGUAUCAGACCAAGUCAAUUACUCUUGUGGUCACACGUGUAAUGUUCACAAUUGGAUAUUAAUAGGCUCAUCAGUUAUUUAUGAA
Pecten maximus is the source of this 759-nucleotide messenger RNA. RefSeq names its product putative nuclease HARBI1. The transcript is spliced from 4 exons. Bases 25 to 627 code for a protein of 200 amino acids. Lineage: Eukaryota; Metazoa; Mollusca; Bivalvia; Pectinida; Pectinidae. The record is from RefSeq and is a predicted model, not a curated record.